Phlebotomus argentipes is the source of this 1458-nucleotide messenger RNA. RefSeq names its product cholesterol 7-desaturase nvd (gene nvd). Gene Ontology annotation, molecular function: chlorophyllide a oxygenase activity; 2 iron, 2 sulfur cluster binding. The transcript has 6 exons. Gene Ontology annotation, cellular component: chloroplast. The coding region runs from base 1 to 1356 and encodes 451 amino acids. The record is from RefSeq and is a predicted model, not a curated record. NCBI's taxonomy places the organism in Eukaryota, Metazoa, Arthropoda, Insecta, Diptera, Psychodidae. Gene Ontology annotation, biological process: cholesterol metabolic process; chlorophyll biosynthetic process.
AUGGCAUCCCAAACCAGUGGUCAGCUCAGAGACGUUCCACUGCAUCACACGAGCGGCGUGAGUGUCGGCGAUUGGGAGAUCCUGCUGAGCUGGUGUGAAUCCGCAUUGGAGAGCCGCCUCGUGAUCAAGUACGCGUGCACUUUGCUGGCCGUGGCCGUGUCAUACCUCUUCUGGUGCUACUUUCGACGCCCCAUCAACUGGACACGGAAUUUAACAGACAUCGGAUACAGACACUUGACAGACACACAAUCCUCUGACCAUGCCAAGCGAGACACGAUCAACAAUCACAGAAGGAUGCGAAAGCUGGGAAUUAAGUUGCCGCCACCCUUCCCCAACGGAUGGUUCUGCAUUGCAGAGUCUGCGGACGUGCCGGCGGGAAAGUCCAUCAGCGUGAGCUGCUUGGGGAACACUUUUGCGGUGUUCAGGAGCGAGGAGACCCAGGAAGUGUUCAUCCUCGAUGCCUACUGCCCGCACUUGGGCGCGAAUCUCGGUGUUGGCGGAAUGGUCAUGAAGGACUGCAUUGAGUGUCCUUUUCACCACUGGAAAUUCCGCGGUACAGACGGACAAUGUGUGGACAUUCCCUAUAGUUGUAAUGACACAAUUCCGAAAACCGCCAAAGUCAAGAGUUGGAAAACACACGAGAUGAACGGUUUUAUCUAUGUCUGGCAUCAUAGUGAUAAUCUUGAGCCGUGGGGGUUGCCCAGAGUCCAGGAAAUUGAUUCGGGAAAGUGGGUUUACUACGGACGCAAUGAAUUCUACAUCAAUUGCCACAUUCAGGACAUCCCAGAAAAUGGAGCUGACGUCUCACACUUGAAAGCCAUUCACGAAGCCGGAAUGUUUGCCGGAAGUGAUCUGAGAUCGGCCAGAUUGUCUAAGUGGGCGUCGCUGGGAUUGCAUGCUUGGGAUGCUAAAUGGCAACCAAUGGCCGAAGAGGGACAACAUCAUAUAGCAGUAAUGAGCCUCAAGCACUCCUUCAAACUCUUCAACAAGAUGGACAUUGUGAAUGUUAAUAUUACAGCAAGACAAAUUGGACCGGGAUACGUGCAAUUGUACCUGGAAUCGUCUAUAGGCAUUAUGAUGGCUCUUCAGUGUGUCACUCCGGUUUCUCCCUCUGUCCAGAAAGUCAUCCACAGAUUCUACGGACCUGACAAUCUUCUUUUUGCCAAGUUUGUCGUCUGGGGCGAAACUAUAAUGUUUGAAAGAGACAUCAUGGUGUGGAACAAUAAGCAGUACAUUGACAAUCCUUGCCUGGUGAAGGAGGACAAGCAGAUCAAAUCUUUCCGCAAUUGGUACAAGCAAUUCUAUUCCGACACAAGUCCUGGCUAUGGAAACUUCCAAGUGGGGCUCGAUUGGUGAUCACAUCUGCACAAAAUCUCUCCAAUGCAUCACAGAAUUUACAUUCCAGAACAGUUCUGGACAAAAUUUCUUAAAUGUUUUAUAUUAAACUGGUGUAAAAAU